Molecule: messenger RNA, 1982 nt
Organism: Sclerotinia trifoliorum
Lineage: Eukaryota; Fungi; Ascomycota; Leotiomycetes; Helotiales; Sclerotiniaceae
Source: the annotation of a GenBank genome assembly
UUCAUGUCGCCUCCCUCACUCGAGCUUCCGUCUGUCAAGUACCUAGUAAAUUACUACAAAAUGAAGCCAUAAUUACUCGAGGCGCUGCGUAGGUAGCGAAAUACCAUUGCUAUUAAUAUGCACACUGUUAAAUGUUGGACUUGUUCCAUGAUGGACCAACGGCUACUUUUGCUAGGGUUCUACUUUGCUACCACCCAUUCUUUGACAUAAAACUAUUGUUUCAGCACUGAUAUUACCUAAUUCACCUACUUAUGCUUAUUUCUUAUAACUAUUCGUAUUGUCUCUUUUAUGUUUCAAAAAGUCCAAGAAAAAAAAGGGAAUCAUUCGCGGAGAAUACUGAUCACCAGUACAUAAUAUGUCGAAAACAGUUCUUAUUCUUGGUGCUUCCUAUGCUGGCCUGACAGUUGCUCAUAAGUCAGUCUAUUCAGCUACGUAUGGAUUGGAGAUAAUAACUGAUGUUAUGCAGGCUUCUCAAAUCGACUUUGCCAGCAGUUCCUGACCUCAAAAUUGUCUUGGUCUCUCCUACCACACACUUAUAUUGGAAUAUGGCUUCAGUUCGAGGUUUGUACUAAUUCUAUUCAUACUUGAAACAAAUUCUCACAGAUGUAAACAGCGAUUAUCCCAGGUCAAUUUGGAGAUGACAAGGUAUGCCGAUACUAUGUCCUGAUCUUGCGUUGCCUUGUUAUCUGACUGACACUUUCCUCAGAUGUUCGCAGAGAUUGCGCCUGGUUUUUCCAAAUAUCCCAGUGAAUCAUUCGAGUUUGUUCUAGGCACAGCGACGAGUAUGGACACAAGUGCCAAAACAGUCACGAUCAAAACUAUUUCCGGGCCCGAGUUACUUCAAACAUACGAAACAUUGGUCAUUACUACCGGUAGCCAUACGAUUGGCGAGGUACCGUGGAAAGGAGCACCUUCGGGAUAUGAACAAACCAAAGAACUCCUUCAUAAAUACCGAGAGAAAGUUGCAAGCGCAAAAUCUAUUGUGGUGGGAGGCGCAGGACCAACUGGGGUAGAAACUGUUGGAGAAUUGGGCUUUGAAUAUGGGAAGACUAAGAACAUUAUCCUAGUACGUACUAUUGCAUAAAUUUCCUCUCGGGUGGACAAAAGCAUACUGACCGAGAAACAGAUAACUUCUAGUGACGAAAUUCUGAAAGGAGCAGUUACUAGCCCUAUAGCCUCGUCGGCACAGAAAGAGCUCGAAAAACUGAACGUUGAUGUGAGGCUUAGAACGAGAAUUAACUCGGCAAAAUUGUUAUCUACUGGUCAAACAGAGCUUUCACUCUCUUGCAGCGAAAAACUUCUUUGCGACCUCUAUUUACCCAGUGUCGGCACUAUCCCAAACAGCGACUUCAUUCCAAAAGAAUUGCUAGAUGGACAAAAUUUUGUGAAAGUGGAUCAAUAUCUAAGAGUUCAUGGAAAUGAGGAUAUAUGGGCUGCGGGUGAUAUCAUCGAUGCGCAACCAAGUCAAUAUGUCUACGCCGAUAAACAGGCUCUCGCGCUAGCAAAAAACCUAGAUUUGGUUCUGAGGUCGAAAAAUCCAACAGUGUAUAAGACAGACGGCGCUCCCAUCCUAGCCGUUGCUCUGGGGCGUAGUAAAGCUACAGGCCGAUCUGGAAAUUUCAAAUUACCUAGUCUAAUUGUUUGGUUUGUCAGUGAGUAUUUUUCACCCUGUCCAAAGUUUCCUCCCACCCUUCCUUACUAACACACUCACUCUACAGAGGGCCGUACUCUUGGCACGCAAAAUUUACUUCCAUAUGUCAAUGGUACUAAAUUUUGAAGGGCUCAAAAGUUUUAUGUGUUAUGUAAUGAGAUUGCGAUGUAAUAAUGAGUAUGUAUAAUUAUGGGUUGUGUGUUAAUAGUCAGGCGUCGUAUGGGUUGGAUAUAUCCUCAAGCUUUAAUUGGAAAUAAAAGAAGGGUUUGGGAAAAUACAUAUAUAUAUUUCUUUUUAAUGUUAGUAAUAAUUCACAUUGUAUGUAUACUUC